GUAAUUGGAAACUUAUUGGCAAAACGUUUUUCCAUACCAUACGAAAUGCGUCUCUUCGUGGUGGUAAUUAUUGGUGUCCUCUGUGCACUACAAUUAUCUGGUUUAUCGGAGGCAAAACCAUGGAUAAAAGAAUUGCUUGAGUUUAAAAAGGCUCUCCUUUCAAAAGCAAUUGAGUAUAUGCCACAGUCACGAGCACCAACAAUAAGGAGAGAAAUACAUCAGUAUAAACUAUCAUGCAUUGAUGAAGUUAACGAAUUCGCCAAGGGAAAUAUGCCAGAAAUGCCCCAAAAAGCUAAAGACUCGAGUGGGACAGGGAAGUUACAGGACCCGAGGAUAACACCAGAGAAUUCACAAAACAUAUCAAUUACAAACUUUAAUAUCAUUCUUCAAUCGCUACGAGACGUUUUUAGGAAAGAAGAAAAUUUGGCGCAAAAGAAACUGAUAGAACAACUUAUGAUACUGGUCCAAAAUUUAAUCAACCAAAAAUCUGAGCGAGAUAGUCCAAGUCUUCCCAGUAAUUUUGUGUUGGUGGCUAUCAAGAAUCUUUUGAUUAACACUCAAAAUAAUCAUCAGAGUGAAAAUUCGAAAAAAUAUGUUCCCAAUUAUGCAGAGAUUUUAAAAAUUCUUCUAGGACAAACACGAAUUACUGAUUCCAGUCAAUUAGAUAUAAUCAUCCAACAAGAAACCGUAGUUCCAGAAAGAUCAAACAUCGAAGAAGCGCUCGGAAUUGUUGUUGAGAAAGUGUUGCCACCGACACAAAGUGGUUCGUUUAAUUUUACCAUUGAAUUGGAAGAACCCACGGUGGUAAUACAUGAAGUGAAAGAAUUGUCUGACAGACGAACUAAUGAUGUAGGAAAACAAUCCUCAGACCAGCAAGUUGGUGAUGAAGAAAAGCAAUCCACGGACCUACAAGAUGAUGAUGGAGAAAAAGAAUCCUCAGAAAAGCAAUUGGACGAUGUAGAAAAACAAACAUCAGACAAUCAAUUGGAUGACGUAGAAAAACAAUCCUCAGACAAACAAGCUGAUGAGGUGAAAAAUGAGUCCUCAGACAAACAAGCUGAUGAGGUGAAAAAUGAGUCCUCAGACAAACAAGCUGAUGAGGUGAAAAAUCAGUCCUCAGACAAACAAGCUGAUGAGGUGAAAAAUGAGUCCUCAGACAAACAAGCUGAUGAGGUGAAAAAUCAGUCCUCAGACAAACAAGCUGAUGAGGUGAAAAAUCAGUCCUCAGACAAACAAGCUGAUAAUGCUGUAAAGCCGAGAAGCCCGUUUUUCUGGGGAGUUGGUCUUGGAGCAUCAGCUAGCGCUACCGUCGUAGCAAAAGCUCACUGGGGAAGUGGAUCACGAAAAAUGCGUUCUCCACGUGUGUAUCGUCCCUGGUAUUAUCCAGUUCCAGUACCAGUACCAGUACCAGUAGUACCCUACCCUCCUUAUCCUUAUCCUUAUCCUUACUAUCCUCCUUGGACCUAUCCACAUUUCAGAACUGAGAGGCAGAAACAGAUAAUUAGGUUUGAAUUGAAUCGUCUAAUAAGGCUUUGCGUGCAAAGGAAAGUCUUACAAGCUAGAGCAACAAACAGAUUAUUAACCCUUUCAACUCCCGAAACGGCAAAAUUAAUUUAAUGUUUAUAUAUGUAUGUAAAUUUACUAUUUACUAUUAUAUAAAAUAAAUUGAUGCAUUCCAAAAUGUUAGUCCUGAAUUUCAAUUAACAAAGUUUAAGUUCAGAAAAUACAUCGAUUCGUUUUAAUGACCAGAACAAAUCGAAAUAUUUAAGAUUUCGAAAUGUAAUUCUUGAAUAGACUCAGAUUUUCAGAAAUAUUUCGUGUCAUAUAAGAAGAAUAUCAGCACUGUAAACAAAGUAAUGUUUUUGUUUAGAACAAUAAUAUUGAGCAACACCAAAAUAAAACAAUCGACAAUUUUUAGAAACGAUCAUCGAUUUGUAUGUCAUUUAUAUAGUAGUCGUGAUCUAGAGCCAGAUUUGGGUUCAAAAAAGCUCUGUUCCCUCUAUUACAUACAUUUUAGCCACUAUAAUAUAUCAUUUCAUUCUAUAAGUGCAGUAGUUUUAAUGAGUCAGAGAUUAAAUGUGUUUGGGAGUAUUACGAAUUGGAGUUUCAGUAUUGUCCUUUUGUAAUAGUAAUCGAUAAUUGAUUGUGAUCAACCGUAUAAAGGUUAAAUGUUAAUGCGGAACCCGCAGCCGUUGUAAAUGCAAUGGAACUCUAACCAAUUGCAUUAUCCAUGGAUAUUGCUUAUAAAAGCUAACAACAAUUCCUAGCCACUACUUAGUAGAAUCUCAAAAUGAAAGUUUGUGUGCUGUAUUUAAGUAUUUUUACUCUGUUACAACUGCAGUGUAAAUUUGUACAAUCCACUGACGAACUAUGGCUGCCGAGACUCGAUAAAUUUUCAGCAAUUUUAAGUGAAUGCGAAUCCAAGUACAGGGCUCCACAGUUUGCUCGCCCACGCCCACUGGGCAACUUGCCACCAAAAGGCAAAAUUUCAAUGAGCAGCUCUGCUAACGCCAGGGAGGAUGAAGUAAUUAAAGCAUUGUCCAAUAUCAAGUUCAAUUCUGGUGCAGUUCAAGCGGACGUAAGUAACGGAUUGGAUUUAACCGCUGGCAAAAAUCGAAAAUUAAUUGAUAGUGCCAGAAACGAUCAAUCGUCCAUUAGCAGCUCCCUGAAUAUCGAUCUUAGCGGUAAAAGAAUCGAUAGGAAGAAUCCAAUCCGAUCACGAACGCCAAGGAAACCUCUAAAAAGCCGCAAACCAAUCGUUAUCAAACCGAGAACGAGAGCCGAAAGAGGAGGCAGUCCAAUAUCGAUAUCAAUCGGCGAUACCAAUGCCAAUAAUCAGGUCGUUAUGGCCGCUCCACCAACACCACCACCACCACCACCACCACCACCACCGCCCAUCAACAACAUCGUGACCAUUAACAAUAGCAAUACCAAUGCAGACAAACCACAACCGAGGACAUUAAAUAACUUUAAAUUACCCCCAGCUGAGCGUAAGGAAAGAUUAUACAUUAAAAUUGCCGGUUGUGUCCAAGAAAGACUAUUAGCCUUAUACCGAAAGACAUCCUCGUAAACAUGACUUAUUUUACCUUUUGCGAUUAACUCAGAAUGAGCUAUAGCUAAUUAAACGUUUUGUAAUAAAUAUAUUUCGAAAAUAAACCUUUCCAAAAGAAAAUACUAUUGUAAUGCAUGUCAUCUCGCUUUCAGCACACUGUGGCACACCUAUUGACCAAGUGUAGUAUCUUAAGUUCUUUUCACGUGGCAUCUUAUUGCAAUUUUCAAAAAGUUUGCCAAAUUUAAUUCUUUUACCUCUUUAAGUAACUCGAUAGGCUAACCUCAGCUUUUAGUGCUAGUCUUGAAUUUAUUUUCAAUGGAAAUACUUUUUUCAAUUCGUUAAAUCUCUAUUUGCGCUAUAAAUUUGCAGAUGACAGAAAUUGGACGUAUUUGAAAUUGCUUUGCAGACAAUCUGCUCAUCUUUUUUUGUUGUCUUUAAUAUAAUCUCUUUCUGAAGGGACUUCGAAAUAUAUUUUAUAUAUGUUAAAGGUUAAUCAGAAAAAUAUGACUACAGAAUUUGUACUCCCCAUGUGACAUUCUUCUCACUUAUAAAAGUAUAAUCCAAUAGGAUUCGGAUAAGCUGAUCACAAAUAGAUUGGAUCGUAAUCAAGCGUAAAAGGGUUAAAUAAGAAUCCGGAACUAGAAGUUGCAAAUGCAAUGGAACUCUAACAAAUUGCAUUAUCCACGGAUCUUGCCUAUAAAAAGCAUCAACAGUUUAUAGUCAGCACUUCUUGUUAGUGGAACCCCGAAAAUGAGAGCUUGCUUGCUUUAUUUAUGUAUAUUUACUCUGCUUCAGAGUAGAUAUGUACUGUCUAGAAUACUUCACGAGGUCAAAAUAACUGGAUUACCCUCGAUCGUAGAAAGUUGCCAACGUGAAGUAAAUGGUGAAAACAACGUUGGUUCGCUGCUGACAUUGGACAACGAAUCGACAUCCAAUAAGAGGGUGGACCUAAAGAGUUCUGCAAGGACUCAAGGUGAUGGCGCAGCUCAGUCAUCAUCCAAUGUAAACAUUAGAAAUGGUGAGCGCGUUCUGUCUAUUUCCAACAGUGUGGAUUCGGGCCAGCGGAGAGGACGACUACCCCGAAGAUCGAACAAUGGCAGAAACGAUCAAUCUUCCGUGGACAGUUCGGUAUCUGUCAACCUUGGCGAUGCGUUAUCCAAUAAUAAUCCUUUGCGUGGUUCCCGAAUUGUUCGAUUAAAACCCUAUCCUAGAACUGCUCAAGGAAAGAAAAGUAACCCAAUAUCUAUAUCAAUUGGUGACAGCAACGCCAAUAAUCAAAUCAUUCAGGAGGAUAGUCAACCAACCCAACCACCUCGAUCCCCCUCCCUGCUUGACCUUCUCCCACCACCUCAAACCCCCUCCGUGCUUGACCUUUUCCCACAACGUCAACAAUCCUCCUCCCUGCUUGACCUUCUCCAACCGCGGUCACCAUGGGAAUUCGGAAUAAACGUUCAAGGAGGUAAGAAGAGGCCCAAAACUGCUCCUAUCCCUUCGGGGCCCAUAUGGAAACCUUCAUAUGCCCAAAUCGCCAGGUGUAUUAAAAGGAAACUAAUUGAAGCUUUAUCUAACUAAAUUUAAUUAUUUCCAAUAAACGCUUGCGCAUUACCAAUUAUAAUUGGAAAGAAA
Molecule: messenger RNA, 4678 nt
Organism: Drosophila willistoni
Lineage: Eukaryota; Metazoa; Arthropoda; Insecta; Diptera; Drosophilidae
Product: translation initiation factor IF-2
Exons: 4
Coding region: 46-1617 (523 amino acids)
Source: RefSeq, a predicted model, not a curated record